Messenger RNA from Naegleria gruberi, 1857 nucleotides. Its product is annotated as splicing factor 3b, subunit 2. The record is from RefSeq and is a predicted model, not a curated record. The coding region runs from base 1 to 1815 and encodes 604 amino acids. The transcript has a single exon. Lineage: Eukaryota; Heterolobosea; Eutetramitea; Acrasida; Naegleriidae. Gene Ontology annotation, biological process: mRNA splicing, via spliceosome. Gene Ontology annotation, cellular component: precatalytic spliceosome; catalytic step 2 spliceosome; U12-type spliceosomal complex.
AUGUCUCUAAAGGAUGAAGACAUGAUGAUGCCUCUAUCGGAUGAAGGCGAACAAGACGAUUCGAUCAAUGAUGGUGAUAGUAGUGCCACUCAAACAACAAUAAAUUCCUCUUCUACAACCAAUGGAAAAAAGAAGAGAAAUAGAAAGAGAAAGAAGAAAAAGAUUAUUCUCCCAGCAGGUUUGAAGCCUUUCGAAAAGUUAUAUGUAACAACAAAUUCAUCCACUAAUAUUCAAAAUAAUAAUACAACAACAACAACAAAUAUAAAAUCGGAAUCAUCUACCGAUCCGACAAGUGUAAACAAUGUAGAAUAUAUACAAAAAGAUGUCAUUCAAGAUAUUGAAAAGAAGGCAAAUAGUUCUAUCCUUGAUGAAUUUAAAAGAAUAUUUGACAAGUUCGGAAGUGUGGAAGAUUUAAACACAGAACAAAAGGAAGAGGAGGAAGAAAAGCCAGAAAAGAAGGAAAAGGAUCUAUUCGAAUUGACUAGUAGUGAUGAGGAACAAUAUGACGAUGAUGAAGAAGAGGAGGAUGGAGAGGAAUUGGAUUAUGAUCAAGCAUCUUUAAUUGCCAACAAGAAGGGUAAGAAGAAAAACAAGUUGAAGAAAAAGAAGAAACGUAGAUAUGUUUUCACAAUUUCACAAUUGAAGCAACUGGCCAAGAGACCUGAUGUUGUGGAAGUUCAUGACAUUACAGCCAAAGAUCCUAAAUUCCUUGUUUUGCUCAAAUCAUAUAGAAAUACUGUUCCAGUUCCAGCUCACUGGUCUCAAAAAAGAAAGUACUUGCAGGGAAAGAGAGGAUUUGUAAAGCCACCUUUCAAGCUUCCAGAAUUUAUUGCCAAGACAGGCAUUCAAAAGAUGAGAGAAGCUUAUGAAGAAAAGGAAAAUGAGAAAUCCAUUAAGCAAAAGAUGAGAGAAAGAGUGAGACCAAAACUAGGAAAAAUGGAUAUUGAUUAUCAAGUUUUGAGAGAUGCUUUUUACAAACAUCAAACCAAACCAGAUAAUUUGGCCAUCCAUGGUGACUUGUACUAUGAAGGAAAGGAGUAUGAGCAGAGAAGAAAGUACAUUAAUAAGUAUAAGGCUGGUAAGCCACUCUCUGAAAGACUGAGACUUGCCUUGGGUAUGCCAGUAAAUGCACCACCUCCUUGGUUGAUUAAAAUGCAAGAACAUGGUCCACCCCCUUCGUAUUCCAAUCUCAGAAUACCAGGUCUCAAUGCUCCUAUACCUGAAGGUGCUAGUUAUGGUUACCAUCCAGGUGGUUGGGGUCGUUUGCCUGUCGACCACAUGAACAGACCACUCUAUAACAAAUUUUUUGGAGCUAAUGCAAAUGAUGAUGAUAGAAAAGCGGAAGAGAAGAAUGUCAAAUUGUGGGGCGAAGACAUCAUUGAUGAUACUAUUGAGGAAGAGGAGGAAGAAAAAGAGGAAACUGAAGAAAUAAGAGAAGGUGGUGAUAGUUCGGAUGAGGAAAUGGCACAAACUAAGGAAGAAGAGGAUGAAGAUGAAUCCGUUAUUGUUGUCAGUGGGUUGACCACACCAAAACCAAUGGACAGUCAUCAAACAAGUUCACAAAGAGUGCCUGAAGUGGUCAACCUGAGGAAAGAUGUUGCCAACAAGAAAUCAGAUGACCCUAAGUUAUUAUAUAGAGUAUUAGAAGAGAAAGACCAAGCAAUUGGAUCACGAGAUAUGAUGGGUUCAUCAAGGAGUUAUGCCUCUAACAACAUGUUACCUCCUACUUCUUCCCAUCAACAACCAAACAAUGAGGAUGACAAGAAGAGAAAGAGAAACGACAAACCUUCUUCACAAAAGAAGUUCAAAUUUUAAACUCUUAGUUUUUUAUCAAUACAUUAUUUUUGCUUUUUUCUU